Messenger RNA from Macrosiphum euphorbiae (potato aphid), 378 nucleotides. The record is from the annotation of a GenBank genome assembly. Lineage: Eukaryota; Metazoa; Arthropoda; Insecta; Hemiptera; Aphididae.
AUGACCAUUGAUUAUGUUGAAUCUACCGAAUUUGCAAGUUCAUCAGCCAAAAAUGUAAAACCAAAGAUCCGUAUCAUAGAUCCUUUUGAAAUAAUGGAUCCUGAUACAUACAUAAGGUGGAUGAUAAUUUGUUUUUCUGAUAUAAUAACCAAACCUCAAACAAAUGGCCUAACAAAGUUGGCAGUUGUAAAACCGUCAACAAGUGGACGAAAACCAUCUUUACCUAGAAUUAAAGUAAAUGGAUUUAAACGCCAUUUAAAUGACAAAAAUCAUUUUAGAGGGAAUUUAAUUGAAAUUGAAAAAUUGUAUAAACGGUAUUUUAGCAAAUCUGUACAAGGUACUUUAGUGACCAUUGCAAAUAUACUAAAUGCAAUUUAA